Molecule: messenger RNA, 478 nt
Organism: Telopea speciosissima
Lineage: Eukaryota; Viridiplantae; Streptophyta; Magnoliopsida; Proteales; Proteaceae
Product: ethylene-responsive transcription factor ERF023-like
Exons: 1
Coding region: 20-478 (152 amino acids)
Biological process (GO): regulation of DNA-templated transcription
Molecular function (GO): DNA-binding transcription factor activity; DNA binding
Source: RefSeq, a predicted model, not a curated record
AGAAGAUCCGACGACGACGAUGAUAUCACCGGGUACUGGACGAAAAUCCGACGCCGACGUUGGAGGUACGAGGCAUCCUGUGUACAGAGGCGUGAGGAAGAGGAGAUGGGGGAAAUGGGUUUCUGAAAUCAGGGAGCCCAAGAAGAAGUCCAGAAUAUGGCUGGGAUCUUUCUCAACGCCUGAGAUGGCUGCAAGGGCUUACGACGUCGCCGCUUAUUGCCUCAAGGGACGGAAAGCUCUGCUUAAUUUCCCUGAAGAGACUGAGUUUCUUCCUCGGCCUUCCACGUCUGCCGCCAGAGACAUCCAGAAGGCGGCGGCGGCGGCGGCAGCAGCAGCGGCAAAAUCGGUAAUGUCGGAGAAGCAAGAGAAUAAGAAACCCAACAGGAGCGAUGACGGUGACGAUGACUUCUGGGGUCAGAUUGAGUUGCCGGAGUUGAAGAGCGGAGGCAGCGCCUUUUGGUUGUCGGAGUUUUGUUAA